GAGUAAAGGAGAGGCGGCCAACCAUGAACAAACAUAUAUAGAACUAGUGGAAGAUUCCAACUUUCUCACCUAUCCACCGAUUCCCACCCCAAUUUUCUAACAGACAACUGUUUUUCUUGCUUGUUUCUUUCAUUCAUUGGGUGACUUGACUUGGGUUCAUAUACAUAUAAGCUCAUUCACUAUGUUAUUAUGACCAGCUCUUCCUCUAUUCAAAUUUUAAGCCCUCAUCAGACCCUGCAAAUUAAGACAGUAAAAAUGAGCCACACUAAGGUUAUUGUUUAUUGCUUUGUCAUGGUUAGCUUAUCUAUCUCUCUCAUCAUUCUUGGUAUUGUCCUCUAUCUUAUUUGCAAAAAGAGGCCUGUUGAAUCAGAAGAAAGUCUUCCUAUUAAGCGUUGUGCUCGUGCGUACACAUUAACUGAUAUUGAUGCUGCCACCGAUGGCUUCAACCACCGCAGAAUUGUUGGCCAGGGCCGCCUUGGAACUGUUUAUGCCGCCGUACUUGAAGAACAAGUUGCAGCUGUUAAGCGGAUUCAUCCCCGGCUUGUAUUGAGUAAUGCAGGAUUUGGAUUUUCAACCGUGAUCAAAUCUCUUUCGUUAGCCCAACACCCCCAUGUAGUGUCAAUUAUAGGCUUUUCAGAAGCUCCUGGUGAGAGAAUUAUAGUAAUGGAUUUCGUUGGCAUGGUAAGUUUAGAUUUUUAUUUGCAUCAAAACCCAGAUGGGGUUUCUCUAUUGGAUUGGAGCCACCGCUUGAGGAUUGCCGCAGGGGCUGCCCGAGGGCUAGAGUACUUGCAUGAAGGCAUGGCACCAAAUAUAGUCCAUGGUUGUAUCAAGGCCUCAAAUAUUUUAAUUGAUGCGAAAUUUUGUGCAAGAGUUUGUGAUUAUGGGCUAUCUUUUUUGGCACCCCAAGAGAGGAAAGGUCUAAUAGGGUAUGUGGAUGAUGAGUACUGGAGUAACGAAGGGUGUGGACCUUGCAAAGAAAGUGAUGUUUAUGGGUUUGGGGUGGUUUUAUUAGAAAUUUUGAGUGGGAGAGUAAGCGAAGAAGGGUUGCUAGUUAAAUGGGCAUUGCCAUUGAUUAAGGAAAUGAAGUUUUCUGAACUUUUGGACCCAAGACAGGGAUUUCCUUCUGAUGUGAAGCCUCUUGUUAGGAUGGCCAAAGUUGCUUCAUCUUGUGUUGGUAACUCUAGGAAGAGUAGGCCUUCCAUUGGUCAGGUGGCAACAAUUUUGAACAGUUUGGAGAUGGAGUUACGUGUUUGAUUCAAGGGUCUAUCCUCCAAAAAACGCCAAGGACUCGGUACCGAUUUUGAACAAUUCAGAGAUAUAUUUUUUUUAUUAAUUGGUGCCUCUUUAAGUUGACAGACGGUGUCCCAAGUAUUUCUGGUCUAAAAAGCUUGCUAUGUUUGGGAGUUAGCUAGGCCCCGUUUGAGAAGCAUUCGAAGGAGCUGUUGAAAUUCAAAGGUGGGACGGUGCCUUUUCUCUUAUGGGCGGUGAAUUUUGAUCUUUGAUUGCGUGUGGAGCAGGGAGUCUUUUUGUGGUGAAAGGGACCUUUUUUUUUUUUUUUUUUUUUUUUUUAAAUCACCAUCUUUAUGUGUAGCUCUUUUUCAUCAUCGAUUAAACAUCAUGUGAAUAUCAUUAAUGUA
Messenger RNA from Quercus lobata, 1637 nucleotides. Its product is annotated as Protein kinase superfamily protein. Gene Ontology annotation, cellular component: plasma membrane. The transcript is spliced from 2 exons. Gene Ontology annotation, biological process: protein phosphorylation. NCBI's taxonomy places the organism in Eukaryota, Viridiplantae, Streptophyta, Magnoliopsida, Fagales, Fagaceae. Bases 190 to 1254 code for a protein of 354 amino acids. The record is from RefSeq and is a predicted model, not a curated record. Gene Ontology annotation, molecular function: protein kinase activity; ATP binding.